This is a messenger RNA of Anastrepha obliqua, 1317 nucleotides long. RefSeq names its product E3 SUMO-protein ligase ZBED1-like. Gene Ontology annotation, molecular function: DNA binding. The transcript is spliced from 3 exons. The record is from RefSeq and is a predicted model, not a curated record. NCBI's taxonomy places the organism in Eukaryota, Metazoa, Arthropoda, Insecta, Diptera, Tephritidae. Bases 1 to 1317 code for a protein of 438 amino acids.
AUGUCUUCCGCUGCUAAAACACCCAGAAGCUGCUGGCGCAAGUAUUUUACAAUAAGGAAGGAAAAUGCAACCGCAAAAUGUAAAUACUGCCCAAAAGAGUUAAAAACAUGCAAUAACACUACAAACUUGAAACAGCACAUGGAAAGAAAACAUUCUGAUGUCUUACAAGCUGACGAGAAUUCACAUGAAGUUGAUGUCCAGGAUACUACCAAUUUGAGGCAUAAUGAUUCAUUGGUGCAUUCGCCAUUGACAGACACUGAGGCUUCGUCAUUAACUCCAAAACGGGCUAGAUCAACUAUCGGAGCGGCUUUUUCAAGAAUUUCAGCAUAUGCCUCAGAUGGAGAAAAAAAUAAACAAAUAACAAACAGCAUCGCAGAAAUGAUAUGCCGGGACAGUCUUCCUUACAAUAUGGUGGAAGGAACAGGAUUCAAAAAGCUAAUGAAAACUAUCGUUCAUUUGUACAAGGUUCCAUGUCGUAAAACUAUCACAGAUCUCAUUGAUACUAAAUAUGACGAAAAAAAGACCCUUAUUAAACAAAAAUUACGGUCUGUUAAAAACGUCUAUCUUACAAUAGAUGAAUGGAAGGAUAUGCAGUUAAGAAGUUUUUUAGGCGUGACUGUUCACUUUAUAGAAAAUUUUGAAAUGAAAUCGGUAUGUGAACCGCUUCAUGACAAUCAUACAGGCGAAUAUUUAUCGGAGAUGGUUCUUAAUGUUUGUGAAGAUUGGGGUUUGUCGCAUGACAAAAUUGUGAGUGUUACUACAGACAAUGGCGCUAACAUGGUUAAAGCUAUUGAGAUUACUUUCGGCAGAGCAAAACAUAUUCGAUGCCUAGCACAUACGUUGAAUCUAGUAGUUGAAAAUUCUGUGAGUUCCUCUGAUGUUAAACUUUUUUUGGAUAAAGUACGAAAAAUCGUAACUUGGCUCCACCAAAGUGGUGUAGGCGCUGAAGAAUUGCGACAGAUGCAAAUGCAGGAAAGCGUUGUUGAAGGAAAAUUGAAGCAUUUGGUCGGAGAUGUGUCUACAAGAUGGAACUCACAAUUAUUUAUGAUUGAACGUUUUGUGUUAAUGAGCAGCACAAUUGGAUAUAUUUUAAUAAACCAUCCGAAUGCACCCCAAAUGCUUCAAGCAAACGAAAUCGUUGUGCUCAAAGAAAUUGGAAAAGUUUUAAAGCCUUUUCACAAUGUUACCGAAGAAAUGAGCGCUGAAAAAUAUGUGACAGCUAGUAAAGCUAUACCUAUUAUCAAGGUUACAGAUUUUGAUAGUCUAAUGGGUGGUGAAUGGGUGGAUCAGCCAACCAAUAGUCAGACGAAUAGCUAA